AUAAUAGCUUUAGAGUGAAAAUUUUGCAACCAACAUUUUGCUUUAAUAUAUGUACAAGAAAAUUUUCCCGCUUAAUUAUCCCCCACCCUCGAUUUCAAGCAGGACACCUCAAUUCUCAAACCCUAACUCCAAAUCCCCCUAGCUCAGCCCAAAUUGUUCGAAGAUUAUGAGUACAUGGGAUGCUGACUACUUGGAUUAUUUGGAGGUGGUGACACGGCGGGCACUCCAACUGCCCACAUCCGAUCGCAACGACGAUGACGAUGACGAUGAUGAUGAUGAUGACGAUGACGAUGACGAUGAGGAGGAGGAGGAGGAGGAGGAGGAGGAGGAGCAGGAUGGAGAUGAUGAUGGAAUUCCCGGAACGACGUCGGGUAACUUGAUGAACGACAAUAACGGGAAUGAGAUCCUUCCCGACACUACUGCAUCGUUGCCGCAAGGAGUUGUGGUUGUUGACGAUACGGAUGACGGCGAUGAUGUGGCCGAGGCUGAACGUGAAUGCAGCAGUCUGAGGAAGGGGGUCAGCGGCGAUAAAGGGGCUUCGACGGCGUCGUUAAAUGGAGAUGAUGAUGGAUUGCUGCGAGAGUUUGAUAGGGGUGAAAUUGAUGGACUCUUUUGCCCCAUCUGCCUUGAGGCUUGGACCUCUGGUGGAGACCACCAUGUCUGUUGUUUGCCAUGCGGUCACAUAUAUGGGUUAUCGUGCAUCAAGAAAUGGUUGAGUCGUCAAGGCUCUCACAAGCAGUGUCCACAAUGUAAAAAGAAAUGUCGGAUGAAGGACAUUAGGCUGAUUUACGCAACUCGGCUUGUUGCUAUUGAUGGAGAUCUUCAAAAGAGAGUACAAUCAUUUGAAGCUAAAUGUGCCAUCCUUGAGAAAAAGAGUGCAGACUGGGGUAAGAAGGAAGUAGAAUGGAAGAAGAGAGAAGCUGAUUUGCGCAAGCAAGUGCAAUAUCUCAAAGAGAGGACUUGUGACUUAGAGGAUCUUUUGGAAGAUAUGGAACGCAGGGCAUCAGGGUCAUCUGCAUCAAAUUUGAAUUAUCCAGGAGGUUUGACAAGGGGAGUUGAUUCUAGCCCUAGUUUCCACAGUGGAGGAUCUCAUAAAUUUCAAAUUCUGAGGAACUUUCAGAUACAAGGUGCCCGCCUCUUUGGCAUCGAUCUUAACAGUAAAAUUUUAGUGUUUGCUCGAAGGCUUUCGGGAAUGGGGGGAGGCCAUGUGCUAACCAAAGUGAGCUUGUGCGACGAUGAAAGGGAGGACAUUCAUCUUGCUGAGAACACCAAAGCUGUUAAGGAUCUACAGGUUUCCCCUCAUGGUGGACUUGUGCUGUUAGCAUCCCUAGGAAAGAAACUAUCAGUUCUUAGCACACAAAGCAACAAUACUGUUAUUACUUAUAAUCUACCGGCUGCUGCCUGGUCAUGUUGUUGGGAUAUUUGCAACUCACAUUAUUUAUAUGCAGGCUUGCAGAAUGGCACAGUUUUACAGUUUGACAGACGUCAGACUGCGAGACAUGUAGAAUCCUCAACUGGUCUGACAGACAAGUUAGUUCAUACGUUACAUUCUCUUCAAUCCAAUUCAUCUUGCAGUUCUGGUGUCAGAAGUAUCCUAACUGCAUCCGCACUUGGCAUAUGCCAAUUGAAUUUUGGUGCAAGUGAAGAAGGGCAUUAUCUAAUUCCUGAAUCAGAUAAGCAAGGAGUUUGUAUAUCUCUUGCUUGUUCUGAAUCCAAUGAUUAUAUCACGGCCUCAUAUCGUCCCAAACUUGAGGUAGCUCGCGACAUGGCAAUGCUUACUGCAGCGAGCAGCCAAGCAGUGAUGGGAAGUCAUGUCUUUUACACAAAAGUAGGUGCAACAUACCAAAAGGUGGGAGCAACCUGUGCCAAUGUGAAUGAUAUUAGAGUGCCGAUUAGAUCUGCAAUCAUCGAUGGGGUUUACCAAAAUCCUGCUUUUGCUUCCGGGGACGAAUCUACGUCCGAACUCAUAUUUCAAGAGUUACCAUCUCUAAUGGUUUUGGAGCGUCUUAAAUAUCAAAAUCGCCUAAUUUAUGAUGUCAAGUAUAGCCGACUAUUAAGUUCUGGACUAGUUGGGUGUUUAAGUGAGGACUCCUUUGGCCUAUAUACUGCCAACCUCAUCUAGUCAAACUGGAUUAGUAUUCGCUACUACUAACUUUUUGUAAAUUUUUAUGUAUUUUUAAUCUAACUCAGGUUUCAUGUGCACGAAUUUUCUUUUAAGAUAGAUAUCCUUGUAAAUAUUGGAGGAUUUAAUUAUUUUUUGUAAGAGAAUUGGAAAAUUUAAUUGGGAUAGGUUUUUCCGUUGAA
Salvia miltiorrhiza (redroot sage) is the source of this 2304-nucleotide messenger RNA. RefSeq lists its product as uncharacterized. Gene Ontology annotation, biological process: protein ubiquitination; interstrand cross-link repair. Lineage: Eukaryota; Viridiplantae; Streptophyta; Magnoliopsida; Lamiales; Lamiaceae. Gene Ontology annotation, molecular function: ubiquitin protein ligase activity; protein binding. Gene Ontology annotation, cellular component: nucleus. The record is from RefSeq and is a predicted model, not a curated record. The transcript has 13 exons. The coding region runs from base 167 to 2122 and encodes 651 amino acids.